Messenger RNA from Chaetura pelagica (chimney swift), 557 nucleotides. Its product is annotated as bromodomain-containing protein 2-like. Gene Ontology annotation, cellular component: nucleus; chromatin. The record is from RefSeq and is a predicted model, not a curated record. Gene Ontology annotation, biological process: chromatin remodeling; regulation of DNA-templated transcription. NCBI's taxonomy places the organism in Eukaryota, Metazoa, Chordata, Aves, Apodiformes, Apodidae. The transcript has 4 exons. The annotation marks the transcript as partial.
AUGUCGGGGGGUCCCCGGAUUCUGGGGGAGGGCAAUGCCGGGCUCAUGGGUUUGGCAACGGAAUCCACCCCCGGCAAACGGAUCCGCAAACCCUCGUUGCUCUACGAGGGCUUCGAGAGCCCCACCAUGGCCUCGGUGCCGGCCCUGCAGUCCCCCCAGGUGAACCCACCUCCCCCAGAGGUUUCCAACCCUAAGAAACCAGGUCGGGUCACCAACCAGCUCCAGUACCUGCACAAGGUGGUGAUGAAGGCCCUGUGGAAGCACCAGUUUGCUUGGCCCUUCCGUCAGCCCGUGGACGCCGUCAAACUGGGGCUGCCGAUUCCCAUCCAUCCAUCAGUUUGUAGAAGACAUCCUGUGACCCCCAUUUUACAGGCCACCCCCCCGUGCACCUGUGGCGCCCAAGGAGUUAAAGCCCGGAGGACUACCACAAGAUCAUCAAGCAGCCCAUGGACAUGGGGACGAUCAAGAGGCGUUUGGAGAACAACUAUUACUGGGGGGCUGCUGAGUGCAUGCAGGACUUCAACACCAUGUUCACCAACUGCUACAUCUACAACAAG